Messenger RNA from Mya arenaria, 4420 nucleotides. Its product is annotated as thioredoxin-like protein 1. The coding region runs from base 61 to 933 and encodes 290 amino acids. NCBI's taxonomy places the organism in Eukaryota, Metazoa, Mollusca, Bivalvia, Myida, Myidae. The record is from RefSeq and is a predicted model, not a curated record. The transcript has 9 exons.
GCGGCAUUUUUCAACUGUCAUCCCAGAAAAGUUGUGAAAUUAUUAAAUUUCACAGAUAGAAUGGCAAAUAACGUCAGAGUAAUUGCGACGGAUGCUGAAUUUGAUCCAGAGCUAACGAACGCUGGAAAUAAAUUGGUUGUUGUGGAUUAUUAUGCGACAUGGUGUGGACCAUGUAACCGGAUAGCUCCUUUGUUCGUUCAGCUCAGUGCAAAGUACCCUAAGGCAGUGUUCCUAAAGGUUGACGUCGACCAAUGUCAGGGGACAGCCCAGGCACAAGGUGUUUCAGCCAUGCCCACGUUCAUAUUCUACAAGAACAAAGUGAAGAUUGAUUCCCAGCGCGGAGCAGACCCAAACAGCCUUGAGGAGAAGAUUAAAAAGUGGUACGGCGGGGAAGGGGAAGAGGAUGGGGGAGACGAAGUCAUGGUGAAGGGCCAUAUGGACCUGAGCACUUUUAUAAACAAGUCUGGAUGUGAGUGCCUUAAUGAAGCUGAUGAUCAUCCACUGGCCCAUUGUCUUAGCAGCAAGGGAGGCUACCUAGAGUCUGACUGUGAUGAACAGCUCCUUAUCAGCAUAGAGUUUAGUCAGCCUGUAAAGCUUCACUCAUUAAAACUGUAUGGUCCAGAGGACAAAGGACCCAAGACUGUGAAGGUGUUUCAGAACCAGCCUCGGUCUCUGGACUUUGACUCAGCAGAUAGCAUGGAGCCAACACAGACCCUUGAGCUGACAACUGAGGAUAUAAAAGAGGGAAAUUUGGCCACUCUGAGAUAUGUCAAGUUCCAAAAUGUCACAAGUGUUACGCUAUUUGUCAGAGACAACCAAGGAGGUGGUGAAGUGACACAGUUGGAUCACCUUGGCUUUAUUGGCUCGCCAGUUAAUGCAACCAAUAUGAGCGAGUUCAAGCGGGUUGCAGGCAAGAAAGGAGAAAGUCACUGAAAGCAGUUAAAAGAUGAAUUAAAAACUUUGUGUGUUUAAGAAGAAUUUCUUAUUGUUAUUGUUGCUAUGGGGAUUGGUUUGCAGAUUUUCUUUUUCCAAUGUUGUUGGAAUGGAAUUAUUUUAAUUACUAUUAUGAAAACACACCAAUCAGCAGCUUGCAGAUACUCAUUUGAAUAUUUAUUUUGUGAAUGCAAGCCUAAAAUUAUUCAAAUUUUUUAAUAGCGUUGCUAAUGCUUUUCGGCAAAAGAGAGCAAUUCCUUUCACAUCUUUUCAACUAUACCGGUAUAACUAAUAUUGCUUUAAUUUAAUUUGUCACGAUGUUUUAUAAUUGAAACAAUUAUUUUUAGAUCAGGCCUCAUAAAAUGUGAGUGAGUCUCUUUUAAAUUAAGAUUUUCCCGAACAUCUAUCAUGUAUUAUCUGCUUAAUUAUAUUAAAUAUUCUAAUAAAAAUUAUUUAUUGAAAUACUGUGGCACAGUAUAAACAUUUGUGAAGAGGAAGCUGUUAUAAUUGACAGUAUAACCACAAAAUAUUGUAAGCUCAACAGUUUUAGAUAAAGAUUGAGUUUUCAGGACAAUAAAUUGAUUUAACUGUUUCUUGUCAAUUCAAACUAGCUGUGUCUCAGGGGACCAUUAGGUUAACAGUUUUGUUUUGGCUUAAAUAAUAUUGCUGCUCUGAAUUUCCAAUAUGAAAAGGGUAAAGUGAUACUCUUAUUGAAAAUCAAUACAUACACAUGCAUAACAAACAUAGAUUUUGAGUGAUAAACCUUAAAUUGCUUACUAAAUAAUGCAUGUAUGGAAAAUAUUAAAUACUGAUAAAAGGAUUGUUACUGUGUAUUUAAUAGCUGAAAACGCAAAAAUAUUAAAUGAUUGGUGAAUGAUAAAAUAUUAACUGUGAUCUUCUAUAGUCUCAUAAGGUAGAAAUGCCAUGUUUUCUGCACUUUUUUUUCAAAUUUAAGCUGUUAUCCUUCAUAUGAGCCAUUGUUUUCGACAUUUAUAUAUAUCCUUUUUAUUAUAUCUAAACAAUUGUAUUUGUGGUAAAACUUAUUUGGAAUUAAUAGAGCAUCUUUAUAUUAAGAGGGUCCCAAAACGUUUUUAAAUUCAUUUUGAGCAACAUAUGUAUAGAAACAUAUAUAUACACAAAUGGCAUUACUAAACAAGGCUGUCAUGACAAUACCGUGAUAAAAGUACUUAUUUUCUGUGCUAUGAGGGGGGCAUUGUAUCUGUAUAAAACUGUGUUAUUUAUUAACUAAACUGUUGUUUGUGAAUGUGUUGAUAAUAUCGAUCAAUUUAUGUUCAAUGUUUUAUUAAAGGUGCACUCACAGGUUGACCGAUUUGACCACUUUUUCAUAUUUUGUCUCAGAAUCAGUUAAUUUUGGCAUCCGUGUUUUGAAAUCACUCAUAUAGAAAAACUCACACUAUAACAGAUUUCUAUUGUUUGGAAAACUGCCAAAUUUUUCAUGUUUCUUAAAGCAAUAGUAAAGCUGUUAGCCAUAAAACAUCAAUCGAGUGUAAAUAUUAAACACUGCCAUCUGAUCGGUAGUUUUAAAUCAUGGUUUUCGAUCAUUAAGGCUAAAUUUGGCUCAUUUUCAGACGAAAAAAGUAAUAAGUUGUCAAAACGGUCAAUCUCUGAGAGUGCAGCUUUAAGGUGUUCAAUGUGAAAUCAUAUGAACUUUGGUUGCUUGGAUUUAAUGCCUAGUAACACAUAUAAUUAUCAUUUGAACAAAUAAUGGUUUGUUGAUUACUAAUAAAUGAAAACACAUUGGCAAUAAUUACAGAAAACUGUUCCAUCCAAUCUUCACAAAAAAAGAUUCACAAAAAACUGACAAUUCUGAAUAUUCACAAAAAUAACUGACAACACUGAAGAUUCACACAAAUAACUGACAGCACUGAAGAUUCAUACAAAUAACUGACAGCACUGAAGAUUCAUACAAAUAACUGACAGCACUAAAGAUUCUUACAAAUAACUGACAGCACUAAAGAUUCAUACAAAUAACUGACAGCACAGAACAUUCAUACAAAUAACUGACAGCACUGAACAUUCAUACAAAUAACUGACAGCACUGAACAUUCAUACAAAUAACUGACAGCACUGAAGAGUCAUACAAAUAACUGACAGCACUGAAGAGUCAUACAAAUAACUGACAGCACUGAAGUUUCAUACAAAUAACUGACAGCACUGAAGAUUCAUACAAAUAACUGACAGCACUGAAGAUUCAUACAAAUAACUGACAGCACUGAAGAUUCAUACAAAUAACUGACAUCACUGAAGAUUCAUACAAAUAACUGACAGCACUGAAGAUUCAUACAAAUAACUGACAGCACUGAAGAUUCAUACAAAUAACUGACAGCACUAAAGAUUCAUACAAAUAACAGACAGCACUGAAGAUUUAUACAAAUAACUGACAGCACUGAAGAUUCAUACAAAUAACUGACAGCACUGAAGAUUUAUACAAAUAACUGACAGCACUGAAGAUUCAUACAAAUAACUGACAGCACUGAAGAUUCAUACAAAUUACUGACAGCACUGAAGAUUCAUACAAAUAACUGACAGCACUGAAGAUUUAUACAAAUAACUGACAGCACUGAAGAUUCAUACAAAUAACUGACAGCACUGAAGAUUCAUACAAAUAACUGACAGCACUGAAGAUUCAUACAAAUAACUGACAGCACUGAAGAUUCAUACAAAUAACUGACAGCAUUGAAGUUUCACAAAAAUGACAGACAGCAUUAAAUAUUCACAAAAUUAACUGACAACAAAGAAUAUUUAAAAAAGUAGCUGUCAGCGCUGAAGAUUCACAAAAGAACUGUCAGCGCUGAAGAUACACAAUAAUAAAUGACAUCACUGAAAUUCACAAUAAUAACUGACAUCACAGAAGAUUCACAAAAAUAACUGGCAUCACAGAAGAUUCACAAUAAUAACUGACAUCACAGAAGAUUCACAAAUAUAACUGACAUCACAGAAGAUUCACAAUAAUAACUGACAUCACAGAAUAUUCACAAUAAUAACUGGCAUCACAGAAGAUUCACAAUAAUAACUGACAUCACAGAAUAUUCACAAAAAUAACUGACAUCACAGAAUAUUCACAAAAAUAACUGACAUCACAGAAUAUUCACAAUAAUAACUGGCAUCACAGAAGAUUCACAAAAAUAACUGACAUCACAGAAUAUUCACAAAAAUAACUGACAUCACAGAAUAUUCACAAAAAUAACUGACAUCACAGAAGAUUCACAAAAAUAACUGAAAGCAAUGAAUGUUCACAAAAUAACUGAUUUAACACAGUGUUUUUGAAUUAGCUAUCGGUUUAAAAGUAAAACUAAAAGUAGAAGAUAUUAAACAACUGCAGUAUGCUUUUGCAUUGUUCAUUUAGACGACAUAAUGUCGAUGCCGACAUUAAAGCAUCUUGUUUUCUUAUAAUUUAUUUAUGAUCGAAUUUUAAUUCUGAAUGCUCUAUGUAUUUGCAACAUAUGAAAUAAAAGGAUAUGAUUUA